Trypanosoma cruzi is the source of this 1641-nucleotide messenger RNA. RefSeq lists its product as uncharacterized. Lineage: Eukaryota; Euglenozoa; Kinetoplastea; Trypanosomatida; Trypanosomatidae. The transcript has a single exon. Bases 1 to 1641 code for a protein of 546 amino acids. The record is from RefSeq and is a predicted model, not a curated record.
AUGCUUGGACUCUCAGGUGUUCAGCAACAGCAACCCUAUCAUCAGCAUACUUCACAACAGCAGUUUCUGCGUGCUAAAGGGCGACGAUGUCUUUACUGCCAGCAGCAGGGAUGUCCGGGCUUACAGAACUGCUGGUGGCCGCGCCUUCGGUCUUUAGGGUCCAGACCGCACCGCAAGGCGGAAUCCGAUUUUCCACAGCAUUUUUGGUGGGAUGGAGAUGUGAGGAGCGAAGAGAAGAACGUGAAUGCCAUGGAAGAAAACUUGCGGGCGCAAAUACGUGUCUUGGAGCAUGAGGUGCAGCUACUCCGCGCUGGCCUUCACAACAUUGCCUCCGUCAAUCGCCGCGGUAAGAAGGACGUUGCCACCAUGACCACCCCCGAUGUGCAUCUUUCCACUGACUAUCCCUCCGAUCUCUUGUUCAGUCACAGUGUUAAGAGUAGCGGCAGCGGUCUUCGUCCGCCGAGCCACCCCGUCGUUUCCUCUCUGCCUGGUGGAAUUUUACUACAACAACAACAACAACACCUCCGGGAAGAGCAGCAGCAGAAGUCUGUGAAAGGGGUUGGUUGUGUUGACUUUUCCCACCCAGAAGGGAAAGUGGCAGCCGGGGUGGCGGACGUGUCUGCAUCGCCACCGCUCCAAGGAGACCCGGAAUCGAAAGACGUGGAGGGACUGGAUCACCUUUUGAGGGAGCUGACCGCACAAAACGUGGCACUUUGCAGAAGACUUGCGGAGAUGAAAAUUGUUCUCGAGCAGCGUGACACACUUCUCCAGUCUAUUCUGGCGGAAAGAUUGAAAUUGAAUGCCACGCACGCUUCAUCGUCGGUGCAGGCGUUCGCCUCCGCUCAAUUAACCGGGCAACCGAAAGAAUUAUUUUCGCACCUUCAGGAGGCGCAGGAGGAGGUGGCACAUCUUCGGGAAGAGACACGACAAUUGAAGACGGCACUAAAAGGUUGCAAGGCAAAUCUGGAAGAGAAUAACACCGAAGCAGAGGAGCUUCGGCGUCAGAUACGGCCGCCCACACUUUUUUCGAAGGAGUUGAACACCAUUGCCGCUACGCCACCCCUUUUGGCGACCGAUGGAAAUGCUCCUUCACUGCCAACGGCAGCCGCAGCCGCAGCCGCGGCGGAGUUUAGGACCAAAGAGCCCACCGUCAUUGUUGUGAAUGAUUCCGCCCCCGUGCCAUACGAAAAUACGGCAACAGACGCUGCGUCAAUGAAGGCGGAGAUGCGUGAGCUUCAGGAGCGCUUGGCAUUGGCGGAACGAAAGGUUCUCGCCUGGGAAUCGUGGUAUAGAGAACAGACGCAGCAACCAUCGUCCAAAGAAAAGGACUCACGGAAAAUAACGCAAGAAGGAACCGAUGUUUUUAACGAAGAAAACGUCUUUCCGAUGAUCCAGAAAAGCCCACAACGUGCAUCCAAGAAGGUGCUGCGAGCUUUGCCUGUCACAGCUCCCGCAAAUCAUGUAAACUGGCGUAAUGUUUUCUCAUGGCAAAAAGAAAUGGUGUCAGAUGCACUGACAAUUGACACAUAUGCUCUCAUGGCACGGGAGGCCGCCCUGCGUCAAGUGGCAGAGCAGGAGCGAGCGGAUGUUUUGGCUGCACUCAUGACGGAUAGUGCAAGUGAUGAUGACCAGCAGGAGUGA